UAUAACCUAACCUAAUUUUUUCAUAACAUCAAGUACACGUGUGAUGUACUGGCACAUGGUACAAAAAAAAACAGUUUUAAUUAUCGACUAGAGUAGAAGUCUCAAAAUGAAGAACAAAAAUUUGAAAAAGAAUCCGUUCAGUAAAGUAAAAGAAGAAACUAACGAUGAAGGUCCAAGUACUUCGGAAGAUAAAACGCCAGAGGUUAUUUUGCCGUCUGACAGCAACUUUAAUCACAUAAAAUGCAAAGCAGUACGACAUCAAAAAUGUCAGAAACUAUUGAAGGAGAAAAUAAAGGCCAAAAAGGAAGCCAAGAAACAGAGAAUUCAAGAAGGAGCUCCAAAACAAGUACCGCAUACUAUCGAGAGCUUAAGAGAGAAAGAUGAAACUACUAUCAGCGGAGACAUCGACGACGAAGAAAAUCUAGAACUCAAAGUUGACUUGGAACACGACGAAUUUGCCUCUUAUUAUAGACACGAUUACGAGCCUAAAGUCUUGAUCACCUACUGUGACAAUCCAACGAGAAAGACAAGAAUUUUUGGGAGGGAGUUGACAAGGAUAAUACCAAAUUCUAUUUCGUUGUACAGAAACCGUUCCGGAGUAAAGAAAAUGGUCAAAAGUGCCAUUGCUAGAAAUUUCACUGACAUUGUUGUUAUUAAUGAAGAUCAGUGUAAACCUAAUGGUAUGUUAGUCAUUCAUUUACCAGAUGGACCAACAGCAUAUUUUAAGCUUAGCAAUGUCAAAAUAACACCAGAAUUAAAACGUAGUCACAAAGAGAUUACAAAACAUAGACCCGAAGUUAUUUUGAACAAUUUCACUACUCGCUUGGGUCACACGAUUGGAAGAAUGUUGGGAGCCUUGUUUCACUAUCAACCUGAAUUUAAAGGCAGGAGAGCUGUAACAUUUCAUAACCAGAGAGAUUAUAUAUUCUUCAGGCAUCAUAGGUACCAAUUUGAUCUUAAAAAGGGAAAGCCUACACUGAGAGAAUUAGGACCGAGAUUUACUUUAAAAUUGAGAUAUUUGCAGCAUGGAACAUUUGACACCAAAUAUGGAGAGUAUGAAUGGCUUAUACAAGGACGAAGACACGAUAUGGAAACUAGCAGAAGAAAGUUCUUCCUAUGAAUAUUAUCUACUGUAGAUUUUUUAAGAUGUGGCUUGUUAUUCUAAGUGAACAAUAAAAGUUUUAUAAGAAAUAUAGAAA
Hylaeus volcanicus is the source of this 1199-nucleotide messenger RNA. Its product is annotated as probable ribosome production factor 1. The record is from RefSeq and is a predicted model, not a curated record. Gene Ontology annotation, cellular component: nucleolus; preribosome, large subunit precursor. Gene Ontology annotation, biological process: maturation of LSU-rRNA; maturation of 5.8S rRNA. The coding region runs from base 107 to 1120 and encodes 337 amino acids. The transcript has 3 exons. NCBI's taxonomy places the organism in Eukaryota, Metazoa, Arthropoda, Insecta, Hymenoptera, Colletidae. Gene Ontology annotation, molecular function: rRNA primary transcript binding.